UGUCUGUGGCGCUGUUGACAUUUGUCAUUUUGCAUACUAUGCUUAAAAAAAGCUGAAAUUUCAGAAGUUUGUUUUUGUAGUUAUUUGUGCAUUCAAUUAAUAUUAUUGUGUUACAAAGAUGAAUUCCUUUACUAAAAGUACAAUUUGUUUAUUGGUAAUUUUUUCACUGGUCCCAUACGUGUUUAGCAUCAAAUGCUGGAACUGCCGCUCCAACAACGACCCUAAAUGUGCGGAUCCUUUCGACAACAGCACAGUUCCCAUAACGGACUGCAAGCAGGAGCGCGGCUUGCCCCACCUGCCGGGGAUCCGGCCCAGCAUGUGCCGGAAGAUACGACAAAAAGUGAAUGGUGAAUGGAGAUACUUCCGGGACUGUGCCUACCUCGGUGAGGUCGGCAUCCAGGGGGACGAGCGGUUCUGUCUCAUGAGGACAGGUACCUAUAAUAUCUUCAUUGAGUACUGCACUUGCAACAGCAAGGACGGGUGCAAUGCGUCAUACCUCUUCACUCCAAUGCCUGUCCUGUUACUAGCAUUAGUUGUUCUACCUUAUUGGUUAACUAAGAUUGUUUCAUAGACUGUUUACUGUACCUCUAACAACACACAUAAGUCAACUUUGUAGAGAUAUUCCAAAAGUUUAUGAGAAAUUACUUAGAAACAUUAAUUUGAUAUAAUGAAAUGAAAUUAUCUCCAAAGCAGCUACUUUGGAAAUUAGGCUUUAUCAUAUCUUAUGAUAAUACUAACUCAUUCGUGCCUUAGGUACCUACUUGUGUGUAUAGAGGAUAUAGUUUAAUAGUGUGGAUGCACAAAUUUGAAAACCUGACAAAUGAAUCUCUUUUAAAUAACUUAGACGUAAGUUGAUCCUCCACAAUAAUAAAAUAUAUUUUAUCUUAUGUAUUCUACAACAAUAUUAUAAAUGAUAGUAAGCAUUAAAAUUUAAUUUGAACUUGCCUUAUCCUUACCUUAGAGAUAAAUGUUCAAAUAGCUUUGUUUUUUUGACGGUGUACAUUUUCCAACUUGGAAUGAACAAUUAUUUAAUACAAACUUGAGUUAAUUUAGCCUAUACAUAGUAACACAAGGUAAAGAAUGCCUUGGUGGCCAAGUUUAAUUAUAUUAUGUAUAUUACUUCUCUUAGUUUCGUAAGUAAAAUGUGCCUUAAGACUGAGUUUGUAAUCCGUCCAAUAAAUAAUUAUUAUACAAGAUAAC
Plutella xylostella (diamondback moth) is the source of this 1200-nucleotide messenger RNA. RefSeq names its product crooked (gene crok). Lineage: Eukaryota; Metazoa; Arthropoda; Insecta; Lepidoptera; Plutellidae. The record is from RefSeq and is a predicted model, not a curated record. Gene Ontology annotation, biological process: sleep; regulation of synaptic transmission, cholinergic; positive regulation of voltage-gated potassium channel activity.